Molecule: messenger RNA, 1523 nt
Organism: Staurois parvus
Lineage: Eukaryota; Metazoa; Chordata; Amphibia; Anura; Ranidae
Source: the annotation of a GenBank genome assembly
AUGUCCAUCAAAGUGCAGAAGUUCACUCACCGCACCUCCAGCAGUGCCGUGCCCCGCUCCACAGGCUUCAGCAGCUUCUCGUACAGCGGAGCCCCGGCCGGGGCCAGAGCCAGCCAGGCGUCCUUCUCUCUGGGCUCCAGCUAUGGCGGGGGGUCCCGCUUCGGUAGCGGCUACAGGAUGGCCUAUGGGGGAGCCGGGCUGGGGGCAGGUGUGGGCUCUGGCGGGGGGAUCACCUCCGUCAGUGUCAACCAGAGCCUGCUGGCCCCCCUCAACCUGGAGAUCGACCCCAACAUCCAACAGGUCCGCACCCAGGAGAAGGAGCAGAUCAAGACCCUCAACAACAAGUUCGCCUCCUUCAUUGACAAGGUGCGCUUCUUAGAACAACAGAACAAGAUGCUGGAAACAAAGUGGAGCCUUCUUCAGAACCAGAAAACAACCCGCAGUAACAUCGAUGGCAUGUUUGAGGCCUACAUCAACAACCUGCGCCGCCAGCUUGACACUUUGGGCCAGGAGAAGCUGCGUCUGGAAUCUGAGCUUGGAAACAUGCAGGGUUUGGUGGAGGACUUCAAGAACAAAUAUGAAGAUGAAAUAAACAAGCGUACUGAAAUGGAGAAUGAGUUUGUCCUGCUGAAGAAGGAUGUGGAUGAGGCUUACAUGAACAAAGUGCAAUUGGAGGCAAAACUGGAAAGUCUGACAGAUGAGAUUAACUUCCUGCGUCAUCUUUAUGAGGAGGAGCUUCGUGAGCUGCAGUCCCAGAUUUCUGACACUUCGGUUGUCCUGUCUAUGGAUAACAACCGAAACCUGGAUCUGGACAGCAUCAUUACAGAAGUGAAAGCUCAGUAUGAAGAGAUUGCCAAUAAGAGCCGUGCUGAGGUUGAGGGCAUGUACCAGCUGAAGUACCAAGAACUUCAGGCAUCAGCUGGACGUCACGGUGAUGACCUCAAGAACACAAAGACUGAAAUCAGUGAACUCAACCGUUACAUCACACGGCUGCAAUCUGAGAUUGAUGCCCUUAAAGCACAGCGUGCAAACCUUGAAGUACAGAUUGCAGAGGCUGAGGAGCGUGGGGAACUGGCACUGAAAGAUGCCCGCAGCAAGCUGUCUGAGUUGGAGGCAGCACUACAGAAGGCCAAGCAGGACAUGGCUCGCCAACUGAGAGAAUACCAGGAACUGAUGAAUGUCAAACUGGCUCUGGACAUUGAAAUUGCCACCUACAGAAAAAACUGCUGGAAGGAGAGGAGAGCAGACUGGAAUCUGGUAUUCAGAACCUUAGUAUUCAGACCAAGACCACUGGUUACUCAGGAGUUAGCAGUGGCUACAGUGGUGGAGGACUACAAAGUGGAUACGGUGGUGGAUAUGGUAGUACAAUAGGUGGUGGAUUGGGGGGCAGUUAUGCAUAUACCAGCAGCGUCAAUGCCUCCCCCCUGGAAACAUCCAGAACUAAACGAAGCAUUGUAGUGAAGACAGUUGAGACCAAAGAUGGAAGAGUUCUGUCCGAGUCCUCAGACAUCUUCUCAAAAUGA